Molecule: messenger RNA, 1932 nt
Organism: Aspergillus mulundensis
Lineage: Eukaryota; Fungi; Ascomycota; Eurotiomycetes; Eurotiales; Aspergillaceae
Exons: 5
Coding region: 1-1932 (643 amino acids)
Biological process (GO): positive regulation of transcription by RNA polymerase II
Cellular component (GO): nucleus
Molecular function (GO): DNA-binding transcription factor activity; transcription cis-regulatory region binding
Source: RefSeq, a predicted model, not a curated record
AUGCGGAGAAAGUUGGAGAAUGCCAAACCCCCGCGGUUUCCCCUCUUUCCAGUCUCUAUUCCGGCGGUUUUUCCCUUUGCGGUGCUCACCAGAUUUCCACAACUUGAGUUGCCUGGCAUGCCCGACCGCUCAGGUCAGCGUAAAGUUCCUUGCAACAACUGCAAAGGUAAUGACAUGCAUGGCAGUGACCUCGGCCGCCCUUGCACAGGAUGCAUCAAGUCAAAUCUGCACUGUGUCGAUAACUCUCGAUUUCGGUUCAAGCAAGCCACACGACCACGAAGCGAGCUGAAAUUUGCUUCUAACCAACCUUGGAUUGGACCUGUUGGUGGUGGGAUUUCCUUUGUGGAUGAGACGGCAGGAACUGCUCUUUCCUUCGCUGAGACACCAUCCAAGCGAAGACGGAAGGGUUCACUGAAUCGACCACUGGAUGAGACUUCCGCGUUCCCAUCCUCAACUUACGCUAGCCCACAGGAGUUCCAGUUAGUGGACCCAAUUUCUACUCCCGUGCAUCGCGACGAUGUUGUGGAUAGGACAGAUAACGUGCAAGGUCCAUCCGCGGGCGCAGCGCAGGGACACUUGGAUGACGCGAGUAAUUCCAAUAGCACGGCCACCAACUAUCCCUCGUGCGUUUCGUUGGCUACUGGGCCAACACCACCGCUCUUCCCAUUCGCCGCUAGCGAGAGAAGGACCUUGAGCUUGCAGGAGACAUGCUUGAUUAGGCACUUCAUCGAAAACUUGGCAGAUUCGUUCGACUGCACCGAUAAAGAUAAACACUUCACUUAUGUGAUCUCGCACCGCGCCAUGUCAAGCCCUGUUCUAUUCUAUGCCAUAUGUACAGCGUCGGCCGGACACCUAGUGAGACGUUUCUCGAAGCAAUGGCCGAACAGAACGCCAGUGUUCGACAACAUUUCACUCCCUAACCUAACCGAUGACACAGUUGUGGAGUAUCACAAUACUUGUAUCUCGCUCUUCAUCUCCAUGUCGAAUGACCCCGCCCGCAACUACGAUGAGAAUGUCUUUGCAGCAGCGACUAUAUUACGCUUCUACGAGCAGCUUGAUGUUGACCUUACUGGCCUAGACUCAGAGAUAUACCUCGGCGUUGCCAGAGCUGUAGUUGACUCCCAGCCUGAUUAUACCUUUGGAUCCUUUAACGAUGACUAUCCCCCUCUAAGAACAGCCGACGUCGUCAAUCUCCCUUUCACCUCGCUCGGGUAUUCGGUUUGUCUAUUAGCAUUAAGGCAGGAAAUAUGGUCUGUCCUGAUAAACAGACGGCCAUUCCGCCUCUUUAGGCGUACCGGUAAGAGCUACAAUCCACCAGAGCCAGCAGGGGACUUUGAGUGGUCCAACCAUAUCAUCUUCUGGUGCGCCGAUGUUCUUCGGUUCUGCUUCGGAGACGAAGGCCGCCUCUUCCUGGAUGGUAAAUUCCCGGAGGAUCGCCUCGGCCAGUGGGAAUAUCUCAAGGGAUUCAAGGAAAAUUGGGAGACAAUGCGACCAGCAUCGUUCAGACCACUUUACUCCAGCGACGCGGAUCCCAGUAAAGGCCGCUACUUUCCGGAGAUAGUUCACAUGAACGAUUGCCAGGUCCUGGGCCUGCAGCACUUUGAAACUGCAUGCAUACUGCUGGAGGUCUAUGAUCCGCAGCGUGCGCCAAUCGGACCAGGGGCAACCGCCAGGAAUAUGGCUGUCGAUGAACGAGUACGUCAACAUACUAUGACUGUCUGCGGGCUGGCCUUGUCGAACAAGAAGUCACAAGCCACUCUGGUCACAGCGGCGAUUGUUAUCAGCAUGUGUGGCGAGACCUUCGUUGAUCCAGCGACGCAGAAGGCAUUAUUAGACGUUCUUUCUUUUAUCAAACGGGAACAUGCCUGGCCCAGUCAAGCGGUGCUACUGGGUUUACAGAAUGCCUGGGAGCUACGGAAUAAUUCCCGGUGA